This is a messenger RNA of Ananas comosus (pineapple), 1563 nucleotides long. RefSeq names its product alpha-(1,4)-fucosyltransferase. The record is from RefSeq and is a predicted model, not a curated record. Gene Ontology annotation, molecular function: alpha-(1->3)-fucosyltransferase activity. Lineage: Eukaryota; Viridiplantae; Streptophyta; Magnoliopsida; Poales; Bromeliaceae. Bases 79 to 1305 code for a protein of 408 amino acids. The transcript has 3 exons. Gene Ontology annotation, cellular component: membrane.
UCGUCUUCUUCCUCCUCUCGCUUGCCUCGUCUCUCUCUCUCUCUCUCUCUCUCUCUCUCCAUUUCUCUCUCUCUCUCUAUGCUUCCCCUAAAACGCAUCAACUACCUCGCUCCCAUGCUCGCCUCCGCCCUCCUCCUCCUCCUCCUCCUCUCCGGAUCCCUCGAGUUCCCCUCCCUCUCCUCCCCCUUCCCCACGCCCUCCACCCCCGUCGCCACAUUCGACCCUGUCGACCCCCGCCCCUCCGACCCCUUCACCGACCUCCUCUCCGCCUUCGCAAGGUGGGACGCCGAGAUCGGGUGCGCGCGGUUCAGGGACAGGUACGGCGGAUGGACGGCGAGCGCGUCGGCGAUCCAGGACUCCGACGGCGGGGGGGAUUGCACGGUUACGGCGGGGGGGCUCCGGCAUGUUAGCGUUGUUGUGAAGGGGUGGACCUGGAUCCCGGACAACCUCGACGGGUUCUACUCGUGCCGGUGCGGGAUCACGUGCUUGUGGACGAAAUCGGAAGCAGUCGUGGAUAAGCCCGAUGCCCUGUUGUACGAGAAUGCGAUGCCUCCGAGGAAGAGACGCAAAGGCGAUCCUCUCCGUGUGUAUAUAGAUCUUGAGGCUAGUAGGAAACCAACAGGUUUUGAGGACAUUUUUAUUGGCUAUCAUGCAAAAGAUGAUGUUCAAGCAACAUAUGCUGGAAAAUCAUUCCACAUCAGCCGCAGUUACCAUGUAUCAACCCAUAAAAGAAAUGAUAUCCUUGUUUACUGGUCUUCUUCAAGGUGCCUCGAACAACGCGACCAGCUCGCCAAAAGCUUCCUCUCCCUUGUCCCCCAUCAUUCAUUUGGCAAAUGCUUGAACAAUGUUGGCGGUCUGGAUAAAGCCCUAUCCUUCUAUCCCGAUUGCUCGGUCAGUGACAGCUCAGCACCGCAUUGGUGGGACCAUUUGCACUGCUCUAUGUCCAAUUAUAAGUUCGUCCUCGCGAUCGAGAACACCAGAACGGAGAGCUAUGUGACAGAAAAGCUAUUCUACGCCCUAGAGGCUGGGGCGGUGCCCAUCUACUUUGGUGCACCUAAUGUGUGGGAUUUUGUACCCCCGAACUCCAUUAUAGAUGGAUCCAAGUUUAAGUCUAUAGAGGAAUUGGCUUCUUAUGUAAAAGCCCUCGCAGAUGACCCAAUAGCUUAUGCGGAAUAUCAUGCUUGGAGGAGGUGCGGGGUGGUGGGGAACUAUGGGAGGACUCGUGCAGCUAGUCUUGAUACAGUGCCAUGCCGGUUGUGUGAGUUGGUUAGUAGGAAAGGUGGGAGGAAUGCCAGAUCAUUAUGAGGCUGAACUGCUUUUAAAAUUUUCUCGUUGAUAUUGGUUAUAUCAUAGGUUGACACAAAAGGAAAUUAUCGUUUUUUCCCAGUUCGUUACAUUUUUUUUUCUCUCUCUUUGCGACCUGAGUUAUGUUGUUAUUUGUAUUUACAUACUGCAAUACAAACCUGUGUGGGAUUGAGAAAUUAAGCUGUUAUUGUUGCAGUUGACUGACAACAACAGUGUAGUUGUAUACUUAUAUAUGAAUUGAUUGAUUUUCUAUUCAAC